UCUCCUUGGCUCUGUGCUACACUACUACUACUGCUAGGUUUUAGCUAUUCUUCCCCAAUUGCCCAAUUGCCAUGGCUGUCACUACAACUCUUUCCAAACCCUUCUCUUCAUCUUCAUCUUCAUCGUCUUCUUCCAACCAACCCCCCGACGACUAUGAGUACGAUGUGUUCCUGAGUUUCAGAGGCGAAGACACUCGCAAGAACUUCACCGAUCACCUCUACCACGCUUUGACAGAGGCUGGAAUCCGCACCUUCAGAGACGACGAAGAGAUCCGAAAAGGAGAAAAUCUUUCUUUCGAGCUUUUACCAGCAAUACGAGGGUCCAGAAUAUCCCUCAUCGUCUUCUCCAAAAACUACGCGUCUUCCAGGUGGUGUUUGGAGGAGCUCGUGGAGAUCAUGGAGUGCCAAAGAAAUCGGGGUCUUUGGGUUCUGCCUCUAUUCUAUGAUGUUGAUCCCUGCGAUGUGCGCAAUCAGAGGGGUAGUUAUGAACAAGCGUUUGUGGAACAUGAAAAGCGUUACUUGUUGGAUAAAGACAAGGUAUUCAGGUGGAGGGGAGCUCUCAAUCAUGCUGCUAGUAUUUCCGGGUUCCAUCUGAGAAGCACUGCUGACGGGCAUGAAGCCGAGUUUAUUCGGAAAAUCAUUCAUUGCAUUUUAUCAGUAUUGGACAACAAAUACUUAUUUGUAGCACGCUACCCAGUUGGAGUAGAGGCUCGCAUGGAAGACAUGACUUCACUAUUAUGUGUUGGAGCUAAUGAUGUUCGCAUGGUAGGAAUUUUGGGAAUGGGCGGAACAGGGAAAACAACCAUUGCUAAAGCCAUUUAUAACAAAUUUUAUCUUCAUUUUGAAGGUAGAAACUUUCUUGAAAAUGUUAGGGAAACUUCCAAUCAACAUGGUCUGGUUCGUCUACAAAAACAACUUCUUUCUGAAACCUUAAGGACAAGCAAGAUAAAGGUAAGUAGUGUUGCUAGCGGAAUCGUUAUGAUACAACAAAGACUUCGUCGUAAAAGGGUACUUGUUAUAGUUGAUGAUGUAGACCAAUUGGACCAACUGAAUGCCAUAGCUGGAAGUCGUGAUUGGUUUGGUUUGGGAAGUAGAAUUAUUAUAACAACUAGAUAUGAGCAGUUGCUAAAGAAUCUUAUAGUGGAUGGAGUGUAUACAACUAAACAAAUGAGUGACAGUGAAUCUCUUGAGCUCUUUAGUUGGCAUGCCUUUAGAAACAAAUAUCCAACUGAAGGUUAUAUGGACAUAUCAAGAAGUGUAGUUGCUUAUUCAGGAGGAUUGCCACUGGCUCUUGACGUUUUGGGUUCUUUUUUGUUCGGCAAGAGCAUGCAAGAAUGGAACUGCGCAUUGGAGAGAUUAAAAAGGAUUCCCAAUCAUCAAGUUCAAAAAAUACUUAGAAUAAGCUUUGAUGCACUAAGCAAUGAUACAGAGAAGGAUAUAUUCCUUGAUAUAUCCUGUUUCUUUAUCGGAAUGGACAAAAACUAUGUUGUACAAAUAUUGAAUGGCUGUGGUUUUUUUCCCCAAAUUGGAAUCACUGUCCUCAUUCAACGGUGUCUUCUUACAGUUGAUGAGAGAAACAAACUUAUGAUGCAUGAUUUGCUUCGAGACAUGGGAAGAGAAAUUGUUCGUGAAAAUUGCCCCAAGGAACAUGGUAAACGUUGUAGAUUAUGGCUACAUGAGGAGGUAAUUGACAUAUUGAAAAUGCAUGAGGGAAGGAAACAAGUUGAAGGACUCGCUUUAAAAUUGUCAAGAAGUGAUGAGAAUUUCAAUACAAUAAGAAGUCAGCUGGAUUUCAAUACAGAAACAUUUAAAAAGAUGAAGAGGCUGAGAUUACUCCAACUUGAUCACGCACAACUCACUGGGGAUUAUGAAUAUCUUCCCAAAGAGUUACGGUGGCUCCGUUGGCAUGGAUUCCCUCUAAAGUUUAUACCAAACAACUUUUGUCUAAGAAAGAUAGUUGCAAUUGACUUGCGAUAUAGCAAUCUCAAAGAAGUUUGGGAAGAUCCCAAGUUGCUCAAUAAGUUGGAAGUCCUAAAUCUCAGUCAUUCACAUGAUCUAACCCGGACCCCUGACUUUUCAAGACUCCCCAAUCUUGAAAAAUUAGUACUCAAAGAUUGUACCAGUUUGUUUGAGGUUCACCAAUCUAUUGGAGAUCUUGAUAAACUUGUUUUGAUAAAUUUGAAAGGUUGCAAAAACCUUAGAAGUCUGCCGAAGAGUCUCUAUAAGUUGAAGUCUCUUAAAACUCUCAUUCUUUGUGAUUGUUCUAAUAUUGACAAUUUGGCUGACGACUUGGGGGAGAUGGAAUGCUUGACUACUCUUCGGAUAGACAACACUGCCAUAAGAACAGUUCCAUUUACCAUAGGACGAUUGAAGAACCUCAAACAUUUAUCUCUGGGUGGGUGUAAAGGAUUACAACCUUUGCCGGGUUCACUACAAGGCUUAUCCUCGCUAAAAGAAUUAUGUCUCAAUGAUUGCGAUCUAUCAAAUGACAAAAUUCUGAAAGAUCUUGGGAGUUUAUGUUCUCUUCAAUCUUUAGAUCUACAAAGGAAUAAGUUCCAAGUCCUACCAUCAAGCUUUGGUGGUCUUUUGAAGCUUCGUAGGCUAACUUUGGAUUAUUGCACAGAACUUCAAUCAAUAGCAGAUUUACCUAAAAGUUUGAAUAUUUUGCAUGCAACAAACUGCAUGAAGUUGGAAAGAAUGCCAAAUGUAUCAGAGAUCUCAAAUAUGCAAACUUUGUUCCUUACUAAUUGCCACAAAUUAGUCGAGAUUCCAGGUUUAUAUAAACUAUUGAAGUACUUUGGAACCCUUCACAUGGAAGAGUGCAACAAUAUGACAAGUUCUUUCAAGCAAAGCAUCCUACAGGAAUGCACUAUGAGUGGAGUUGGUAACGAGCUUAGCAUAUUCCUCCCUGGUGGUGAUAUUCCUGAUUGCUUCAUGUAUAAGGAUGAAGGGCCCUCCGUGUGUUUUGAAGUGCCUCGUAUUAUUGAUCUUAAUGUGGUAGGGUUUGUGGUAUGCACUGUUUAUUCACCACGUCCAAGCAAUGACAAUAUAGUAUCUCAAAAUCUUCUUAGCAUUUCAAUUGUCAAUCAUACGAAGAAUAUUAGUCAGGCCUCUAGGCAAAUAACAGCUGAUGUUGUAAUCUCCCUUGAAGAUCACCUGUGGCUGGGCAAUGUUUCUAAAGGUGAGUUCAAUUUGGAGGGCGGUGAUAAAGUAGACGUUACCAUAGAUUUUGGGGUUGGAUUCAUUGUUAAGAAGAUAGGGGUCAGCCUAUUAUAUGAUGGGGUUCUUGAUGGAAAAAUGAUUCCUUAUGCCUCUACAUCAAAUGAGGAUGUUAAAGCUUAGGCCUGGCCUAUGAAGUUUAAGAGAGGACUUCAUGAUAAGGAGGCAGGAGCAAGUCAUGGUUGGCCUGAAGAUGAACCACAACCUAAAAGACUGAAAAAUGAUUAAUUAUACCUCUACAUCAAAUAAGGAUGUUGAAGCUCAGGCCUGGCAGAUAAAGUUUAAGAGAGGACUUCAUGAUGAGGAGGCAGGACCGAGCCAUUGUUGGCUUGAAGAUGAGCCAAAUCCUUAAAGAUUGAAGUGUGAAGAUAAUACUAGGAUGAGUGCAAGAAGAAAACAUAUAGGACUUGGAAGUCAACGGCAAUUCAUUAUUCUUUUUAGUAUUGCAGUCACCUUCAAUGUAUUUCUAUUAGGCACUCUUCGUCUCAUUUGAAGAUAAACAUUUUAUUUCCAAUGAUUUGUCAUCUAUACAUGAGCUAUUUGUAACACCAUUCCUUUGAAUUUGUAAUAAAAUGCUUUGAUGUUCUUUCUGCUAAUAACCAAGAGAUAUGUUUUGCCA
Molecule: messenger RNA, 3837 nt
Organism: Quercus robur (English oak)
Lineage: Eukaryota; Viridiplantae; Streptophyta; Magnoliopsida; Fagales; Fagaceae
Product: disease resistance protein RPV1-like
Exons: 5
Coding region: 72-3341 (1089 amino acids)
Biological process (GO): signal transduction; defense response
Molecular function (GO): ADP binding
Source: RefSeq, a predicted model, not a curated record